Molecule: messenger RNA, 10016 nt
Organism: Diabrotica virgifera virgifera (western corn rootworm)
Lineage: Eukaryota; Metazoa; Arthropoda; Insecta; Coleoptera; Chrysomelidae
Product: myotubularin-related protein 9
Exons: 7
Coding region: 125-1816 (563 amino acids)
Biological process (GO): negative regulation of autophagy
Source: RefSeq, a predicted model, not a curated record
AAAAUGACAUAUAAGUGACAGUGACAUUUACGUUCAAAAUUAAAUAACAAAUCGGGACAAAUCCAAACAUCUAAAUUUUCCAUAUAGGAAUGGAAAAACGAAGUGAUGGAAAGAUCUAAUAGAAAUGGAUUUCAUCGAAAUGAUAAAGACGCCGAAAUUAGACGGAGUAAUCUUACAUAGCCCCUUUCAAGAUCCCGUGGAUGGGAGGAUAUGCAUAACAGGACAUCAUUUGAUAGUUUCUUCUAUGAAAGAGGACGUACAAGAACUAUGGUUGUUACAUCAAUGUAUCGAUGCUGUAGAGAAGAAAGUAUCUAGCAACAACAAUGCUCAAAGCGGGGGUUCAAUACUUCUCAAAUGUAAAGAUUUUAGGAUUCUACAGUUGGAUAUAGCUCACCCAGAACAUUUCCAAAACGUAUACUUGUCUAUUCACCGUUUGUCUAACUUAGAGAAACCGGAAUUACUGUAUCCUUUCUUCUACAGGCCUAUGUAUACCAUUUUAGAAGAUGGCUAUACACUCUUUGAUUUAGAAGUAGAAUUCACUAAGCUCAUUGCCAGUGAUGAAUGGAGGGUCUCAAAUGUGAAUAAGAAUUUUAGUGUUUGCAGUACUUAUGGAAGCACAUUGGUAGUUCCUAAGGCAAUAGAUGAUGAAACCAUUGUGGCUUCUGCCCAUUUUAGAGAUGGGGGGCGUUUCCCAUGUCUGAGUUACAGACAUGAAAAUGGCACAGUACUUCUCCGCAGCAGUCAACCGAUGCUGAACAACGCCAACAGAAGGUGUAAGGCAGACGAGAAGAUAUUGAACUCAGUUUUGGGACCAUACAAGAAAGGUUAUAUUAUAGAUAUGAGAAGUGCAACCUAUAUCAAUUAUUGCAAGAGUAAAGGUGGGGGUACUGAACCAGGCGGUUAUUACAAUCAAUGGAAGAAAGUUUUCAAACCUUUGGAUAAAAUAUCUAAAUGUGACGGAUCUGUUUUGGAUCAUUUAGCUAAGUUUAUUGAAGCUUGCAAUGAUCCAUCUUCAACAUCAGAUAAAUGGAUAUCUCGAAGCAGUAACUGGAUGGGACACAUUCAAAACACAUUAAAUGCUGCUUGUUUGGUGGCCCAAUGCUUAGAUAAAGAUGGAGCUUCAGUACUUGUCCAUGGUUCUAAUGGACAAGACAGUACCUUAAUUGUUAGUUCCAUAGCUCAGGUGAUUCUGAAUCCAGAUUGCAGGACAGUUAGAGGUCUUCAAGCCCUAAUAGAGCGCGAGUGGAUACAGGCAGGUCAUCCUUUUCAAACGAGACACCAGAAGUUUUGUUUUACAAGCUCUAGGUCGAAAGGUAUCCAGCCGACAUUUUUGAUAUUUUUAGACUGUAUCCAUCAAUUGCAUUAUCAAUUUCCAAGUAGUUUCGAAUUCAAGACUGAUAUGUUAUUCUUGCUUUUUGAGCAUUCCUAUUUUAGUCAAUUUGGUACUUUUUUGGGAAACUCCGAGUUGGAAAGAAGCACUAUAGAAUUAUCAAAGAACACAACAAGUCUUUGGUCAUAUCUAAACCGACCUGAUGUCCUAACAUCACUUUUAAACCCCACUUACGAGCCUAAUAAGGCACCUAUUUGGCCUAGCGUAGCCCCAGUGAGUAUUAUUGUAUGGGCGGAUUUAUAUUUCAGGUGGAUAAUCGACCAACAACAUCAAAAGAUCACCUCAACGAAAGUACAAAACAUAAUUCAGCGGAGCAAAGAUCUUAGAAGCACUGCUAUCAAGUUACGGAAGCAACUGUUGGAUAAAGUUAAAGAGUUCAAAUGCAUGCAAGAGGAAUUGAAGGAAGAAGAAGACGACGAUGACUGACACAUAUUUAGCUCUCUCCUAUUAGAAAAACACCAAUUUAUAUCCGAAUAUUUUUCAUAUCACUUAAAUAAGUCAAUUCUUUUAUAUCGUAUGGGUAACAAGAGAUGGAUGCUUCAAUUACAUCAUUGUUUCUUAUUUUUUACACUAUUUAUUUUUAUUGUUCAAAAUAGCGUACAUAAAUGCCCUUUUCAAAGAAAAACUAUACAUUUUGGAGAUUAUUUUAUAAGCAUUUAACGCGUACCUACGUAUUCUUACUACGAAUAUCGUUUUCGGGUUUACAGACUGGUAUAGAAGUAUCUUUUCCGGAUCCACGUCUACAGCUAAGUAAGGAGUUGUCGAUCAACUGAACGCUCCUUGCCAUAAUUUGAAAUUUGCUAGUGCGCAACGUCUCUUCCUAUUUCCGUUCACCUGUACCUAAUUAUAAGCCGUAUUGUGCAGCAUGCCCCGAACGUAUCCUGAAAUUACCCAGAGGGAGAACGCCUGCGCAUUACAAAAUUAGGCGUUCGAUAAGGUCGAAUUUUUCCCUUUGAACAGCUAAUGCGCAGGCGUUCUCCCUCUGGGUAAGUUCAGGAUGUGCUCCACGAAUAGACCUAUAGUUAAGAGUAUUAUUUAAGUGGUGUACUUAUUUCUUUAUUCUUUAACCCAUUCGCUGCUUAUCGAAGAGGAUGGAACUCGGCUAGGAGCCAUUCUGUUGAACGGCACCUGACUCAAGCGACCAUAUCACUCGCUGGCGAGUGAACGGCACCUGACUCAAGUAACCAUAUCACGGAAGAGAUUAACAACCACUUGAUUUGAUUUUGGCAUUUCCUACUAUAUUUUCAUUAUCAGCAUGUCGUAGAUGAUUCUGUGAUAUUGUUAAUGUAUUUUCACACCUGCAUCUUUCUGGGUGCAUAAAUUAAAUCAAACGCCAAUAUUAUUAUGAUUCAAGUUCUGGCAAUCAAGUAGUGAUGUGUACACUUGCACUUCACCCAUACGCCACUGAAUAAAUGCCGAGCUUCCAAUAGUUUCGCCGGUCGGGAGUCUCGUAACUCGAUGCUAAAAUACAGCAUUUCACGCAUCUUACCAUAAUUAAAGUUUUUUGUACAUUACUGUAAUUAUUAAUCCUUAAAUCUUUUAAAACCUAUCAAAAGUAUUAAUUGAUGAGCAGAUAACAAAAUUCUUUUUUGGAGUUUGAAUACAUUUCGUCUAACAGAUUUGUAAUUAGCUUCCACCUUGAUACACAUAUAGAGUUUUACAUGACAAAUAUUAAGACAGAGUUUUUUGAGUAUUGCUGGUCAUGAUUUCAGACGUUGUAUUGAUCGUCAAUUGUAUUAGUGUUCUUUAAGAUUUGUUAUUCGUCAAUUGUUUCGGGUGACUCAAACAUUUUGCAUUUCAAUUUUAAUAUGUAUUUGGAUUUAAAUAUCGAAAUGUCCGUGAAAAGACUGAUCCUGUAAAUUUAACAGAUGUUUUCUUGUUACAAAUCUUAAAAAAGGUAAAUAUAAGGUUUACUUGUUUUCUGCCUAUAUACCGGUUCACAUAAUUUGAUUUAUAUUAGUAAGUAAGAAGAACGUAUUUUUUCCUUAUACUAUUUCGAAGAAUUAUCUGCACUAAUUACGGCGGGCAGAUCAGCUAGGAGCAAAAUUAAAGGAUAUUUUUUUUUUAUUUUUAUGUUGAUCCAAAUAGUUUUCAAUAAUUCAAUAAACUAAACAAAUUGAAAAGUCUCAGAUGCAGAAUUCACCGCUAUAAUAAAAUUAAAACCGUAAAUAGUUAUUUAAAUCUAAAACUUUUCGUGUUGAAAGUUCUUUCUGGUACAUCCUUAAUCUGCGACUUUUACAAUUUAUAAGACCACAGACGACGAAUAUAGAAAACAAAAAGGACUCCACCAUAUGCAAUCACAUUCCGUUUUCAUUCGUCUAGGAAAAGGACAAAAGAAACUUCCUAGUACUCAAAUCUGAGUAAAGAUAGAAAAGUAAAAGAUGGUUUUGCUUGUUUUCGAUUCAGAGGGAUGCACAAUCGCUGGACAGCUGUUUCCACCAUUUCAGGCUUCAUCAACAGCGCCAGCGUGCACUCCUCUAAAUCGAAAAACAGCUCGGCCAUCUAUUUGAGAAGAAUUUCAUUGAAAUCAUUCAAAUUCCCAUUGGGACGCGAUCCAGCGACAUCUCUUAAACAAAUUGAAAACUCUGAUUAGACCAGGUACAUUUGGACGUUGAGAGGUGACUCAAAGUUUUUUUGCAGAAAAUGCUUGAAAAUAACUCAAAUAAUAAUAUUUGAUUUAUCCUCCCUCUCAAAAAGGUCCGGAACAUUGUUUAAAUAAUCAAAAUGUCAAAAAAUGAAGGAAAAAUUCGAUUUUUUUCUUCGUUUUUUGAUUAUAACUUUAAAAGUAUUCAUUUUCGAAAAAAGUUGUAUUGACAUAAAAGUUGCGUAAUUAAAUUUGCUACAAUAUAGAAUUGGUUAAAUAUUUAAAAAAUAGUCGCCCUUGUUGCAAAAUAGCAAUAAUUGCGAAAAAACCAUACAAAAACAAGUAUUCGCAUUUUACGUUUUUCAACCAUUUAUGCUACACUUAGCACCUUCAUAUUUCACCCAGAAAAACUUUAUGAUACUGUAAAUCAAUACUGUAAAUUUCAUUAAUAUCGGUUCAAUAGAUUUUGCAAAAUAAAUUUUGCAAUCCAGCUUUCGCAAAAAAAAUCAUUUUUUCAAAAUGUUACAGGACUGAAACUAAAGCAGAUAGCAAGUCGAAUUUUUUUUGCAUAUAGAAGUGUACUGUACCUUUCAUUUGCAAUUUGCAAAAUUAAAAUCGAUUAACUACCACGGCGUCAGGAAUUUUUUUAAAUAAACAUUAAUUAUUGGUGCUGCGCGCAGGACAGCGGAUAGUUUGCUCUGAUUGGGCAUUCCAAUGACCUUUGAUAAUGAUUGAUACAUUUUAAUUUUUAUUACAUUUCGAUAUAAAUAAACAAAUUUGUUUAUUGCAAAAUAAAAACUCAUACUCUGUCCUUUGAAAUAACACUUUUUUUAGCAAAAACUUUCUUUGUUCAUAUAUUUUAACUUAGAGAAUAAAAGUUUAUUAUUUUUAAAUAUAUGCAAUUGUUUAAACAAUAUUUCACAAACAAUAAUAAAAUUAGUUUGAUUUCUGUGGAAUUAAAAUAUUAAAAUACAACAAAAUAUACAGUAAGAAAAUAAUAUAUUAGAUAAGGAUUGGAAGAAAUUUUGGUGGAAAUCAACUUGUGUGAAUCGAACACCGCUGUCCUGCACGUAGCACCAAAAAUUAAUGUUUAUUUAAAAAAUUUCCUGACGCCGUGGUAAUUAAUCGAUUUUGAUUUUGCAAAUUGAAAAUGAAAGGUACAGUACACUUCUAUAUGCAAAAAAAAUUCAACUUGCUAUCUGCUUUAUUUUCAGUCCUGUAACAUUUUGAAAAAAUGAAUUUUUUUUGCGAAAGCUGGAUUGCAAAAUUUAUUUUGCAAAAUCUAUUGAACCGAUCUUAAUGAAAUUUACAGUAUUGUUUUACUGUAUCAUAAAGUUUUUCUGGGUGAAAUAUUAAGGUCCUAAGUGUAGCAUAAAUGUUUGAAAAACCUAAAAUGCGAAUACUUGCUUUUGUAUGGUUUUUUUCGCAAUUAUUGCUAUUUUGCAACAGGGGUGACUAUUUUUUAAAUUUUUAACCAAUUCUAUAGGUAUUGUAGGAAAUUUAAUUACGCAACUUUUAUGUCAGUACAUCUUUUCUCGGAAAUUAAUACUUUUAAAGAUAUAAUCAAAAAACGAAGAAAAAAAUCGAAGUUUUCCUUCAUUUUUGACAUUUUGAUUAUUUAAACAAUGUUCCGGACCUUUUUGAGAGGGAGGAUAACUCAAAUAUUAUUAUUUAAGUUAUUUUCAAGCAAUUUCUGCAAAAAAAAUUGAGUCACCUCUCAACGUCCAUCUGAAAACAGAUGGGCCCUGGACUAGAUGCAGAAUUCACCACUAUAAUAAAAUUAAAAUGGUAAAUAGUUAUUUAAACCUGAAACUUUUCGUGUUGAAAGUUCUUUCUGGUACAUCCUUAAUCUGCGACUUUUACAAUUUAUAAGACCGCAGACGACGAAUAUAGAAAACAAAAAGGACUCCACUAUAUGCAAUCACAUUCCGUUUUCAUUCGUCUAGGAAAAGGACAGAAAGAAACUUCCUAGUACUCAAAUCUGAGUUAAGAUAGAAAAGUAAAAGAUGGUUUUACUUGUUUUCGAUUCAGAGGGAUGCACAAUCGCUAGACAGCUGUUUCCACCAUUUCAGGCUUCCUCAACAGCGCUAGCGUGCACACUUCUAAAUCGAAAAACAGCUCGACCAUCUAUUUAAGGGGAAUUUCAAAGAUCAUUUAAAUUCUCAUUGGGACGCGAUUCAGCGACAUCUCUUAAACAAUUUUAUUUUAUUAUAGUGGCGAAUUCUGCAUCUGAGACUUUUCAAUUUGUUUAAGAGAUGUCGCUGGAUCGCGUCACAAUGGGAAUUUCAGUGAUCUUUGAAAUUCCCCUUAGAGGGUCGAGGUGUUUUUCGAUUUAGAGGUAUGAGGAAGCCUAAAAUGGUGGAAACAGCUGUCCAGAGAUUGUGCACCCCUCUGAAUCGAAAACAAGCAAAACCAUCUUUUCCUUUUCUAUCUUUACUCAGAUUUGAGUACUAGGAAGUUUCUUUCUGUCCUUUUCCUAGACGAAUGAAAACGGAAUGUGAUUGCAUAUAGUGGAGUCCUUUUUGUAUUCUAUAUUCGUCGUCUACGGUCUUAUAAAUUGUAAAAGUCGCAGAUUAAGGAUGUACCAGAAAGAACUUUCAACACGAAAAGUUUUAGAUUUAAAUAACUAUUUACCAUUUUAAUUUUAUUAUAGUGGUGAAUUCUGCAUCUGAGACUUUUCAAUUUGUUGAGAUGUCGCUGGAUCGCGUCCCAAUGGGAAUUUCAAUGAUCUUUGAAAUUCCCCUUAAAUAUAUGGUCGAACUGUUUUUCGAUUUAGAGGUGUGCACGCUAGCGCUGUUGAGGAAGCCUGAAAUGGUGGAAACAGCUGUCCAGCGAUUGUGCAUCCCUCUGAAUCGAAAAGAAGCAAAACCAUCUUUUACUUCAAUAAACUAAAUAAUUUAAUAAAUAUAACUAAUUAUUACACAAUGGAGAGAGAGAAUUUUACUAUCUAAAUGCUGACGAAAUUGUAGUGAUGCAACAUUUGUUUUUUUUAACUUUCAUGAUGCACGGUUUGAGUACUUAAAAAUGGCUGUGCUAAAAGUAUCUUCCUUAAGAAAUACACCGUUGGUAUUUGAAGAAGUUUACAUACAUUCUUUAACACGGGUUUCGUAAAUCAACAAAAUAGAAAUCUGGAUUUAUAAGCCGUAGUAAAUAUUAUAGAUUAUAGAGUAUUCAAUGUUUGCUGCGUUGCCAGAUAUACCUAUUUACUCUAUGUUUAUAUCUUGGACUUCUAACCCUGUAUAUUUUGAAUUAUUAGAAACAAAAUGAAAUUUAUGGUCAAUUAUAUUAAAGUGUGAAUCAAGUAAAUCUUAUAAUUCAUUUUUUAAUAAUUACAAUAAUAAUAAUACAUUUACUGUUUUGAGUCACUGAUUUAAAAUUUAUUGAAUUAUUCAGAGACCAUUGGCAUUGUCAAUUUGGUAAAAAACUAUGUAUAAGUCUGAAAAGAAAAUAACCAUUUUUGUUAUUGGGCUAUUUAAGAGUUUUUGUUAUUGUGCAGUGUGCACUACUAAUAUUAUGUUAUACGCAUCCUGUAAACAGAAAACUUACUAGUAUCAUAUAAACUUUAUUAUAUUUUUCCCUUAUCGUUUUCUCUAUUUCGAAGGUUUUUUAUGUGGAAGACGCCAAUUAUGGUGAAGAUUAAUUGCGCAGGUUUUAAAAGAACCGUUUUUGGUGGCAUAGGUUCAGUAAAUAAUGGAAAUGAGACAGUUACGGUGCAAGUUUUUAUGAAUAAUGCUAACUGACACUUAACACUGACUGAUUCGGACCAUAGUCUUCAGAUACUGUUAAAUAGGGUUACUGAGAGUUGUGGAAAAAUGGGGAUGAAGAUCAAUACUGCGAAAACCAAAGUUAUGAAAAUAUCAAGAAACAAAAAUUUACCCCUUCCAAUAUAUGUGAACCAUCAACAGCUUGAAUACGUAAGCCAAUACAAAUAUCUUGAUUGCUGGUUCAGCAAUCAACUUGAUUAUAAACAAUAAGUAAAAGGGAGAAUAUAGGUAGCUCGACAAGGGUUUAUCAAAAUGAAAAGUUUAUUUUGUAAGAGUAGCAUUAAUAUCAGCCUUAGAUGUCGUUUUCUGCAUUGCUAUGUGUGGUCAAUACGGAGGCCUGGACACUCAACAUAACACUGAUAAACAAGUUAGAAGCCUUUGAACUCUGGCUUUAUAGAAGAAUCUUGAAAAUACCUUGGACAACCCACACCACUAACGAAAAUGUUCUGAGAAGAAUAGGUACAGAUAGGGAACUGCUAAAAAUCAUUAAAGUCAGAAAAGUUUGCUACCUGGGACACAUAAUGUGAAAUCGAAAAGUACCGCCUCGCGCAACUGAUCAUCCAGGGUAAGAUUGAAGGAAAACGGGGUUCCGGUAGGCGCCAGAUUUCAUGGCUUAGAAAUAUCAGAGAUUGGACCGGCCUUGAUUCAACAUCUUUGUUUAGAGUCACAUUGGACAUAAACAGAAUUACCGGUGUAGUCACUAACCUCCACUAAAGGAGAAAGCACCACAAGAAGAAGAAGACACUUAACAGUAGCUAACACCUCGCGGAUACCCACAACUUUAUAUAUAACAAUACAUAUGGCAUUUCGCGCACCUCACGGGACCUUACUGUAAUUGGCGAUUUCUGAAACUACCACUAAAUCUGAAUCUAAAAAUAAAUCUGAAUAUAUUUUUUUUUAUAUUAUUUUAGGAGUGUGCUUGGUUUUACGACACUCGAGAUCAGAAUUGUUAUUUGUAUACAUUACAAUUAUGUAGCACGUAGCACGUUUUAUCUUAUUGUAUUUUACAACCUUUUACAAGGGGCUGUGGUUAAAAAUCAAACUUUGAACCGUUUAAUUAUGUUUAUGGUACCAUUUACACACCUUAAGCCCGGUUCACACGUAGCCAGUGAUUGGGUAAAGUUAUUUAGUUUGAGUGUGUCUACUCUUCAUACAAAUCGAGUAAAAUAAUAGUUCAGACUUGACUAAUGUUUAGUUAGUACUACCUUUUAAAACAAAAAUUGAAGAAAAAGGAUUGAGGUAAAAAUGAGCUAAAAAGAGAAAUAGCUAAUGAAGUCCUCUCAAUUUUUUAACUUUUCAUUAUCGAACGGUAUUUGAGAAGAAUUGGAAAAACUAAUCGCGUUUGGACAAAGAAAUGAAUUAGUAAAAGUUGUAUUUUAACCAAUUGCGGAAGAAAUCAAACUUGAUUAUCCACAAGAACUAUUCAGAUUGUAAUCCCGCUAAAAACUACAAAUAGCUUACAAGGCCGCCAAGUCGACAAGAAUGGUAUCCUAUAUCCUUGACUCGACCGGACAGCUCAACUUAAAUUAAUGUGUUUUUACAGUCGAAGUAAUAAAUGGAUGUGUGUGAACCGCGCUUUAUUAUAGUCUCAAAAUUCGCUAAAGUAUUCUUAACGCCAGAUAUUUUUAAAUAUUUUGCAUAAGUGAAAUUAUAUUAUCGUCGUUUUCGGUGCAAAACCUCGUAUCUACGUGAAAAAUUAUUAAGAUACCUAAAAAACAACUACUUUUACAAAGCACGUGGUUUGUUUGUUAAAAGUACGUAGUAGUCUAAAAAAUUUGUUGGCCUGAUAGUGAGAAAGACAAUUUAUACUUUCUACUUUUAUACAUAUUCCUGUAAAAAUAGUACGCCACUGACAAAAUGGAAACUUGUCAACGUGUCUAUUCUAGUCAACACUUUGGAAAGAAAAUGCUCCUUCCUUGGAAAUUAUAUUUAUAUUUCGUAAGCUGUAACGUAAUUUUUGAUAUUCCCUCUGUACCUGCUUUUGGUGUCCGUAUUUUUAUUACAUUUUCGACCAUAACAUAAACAAUAAUUCUUAUUAAUGCAGGAGUAUGUACGAAAACCAAGAAAGAAAAAAUCGUCUUAAAUAAAAAUCUACAUAAAUAUGAGUAUUGGUACUGACGACGACGCCGACGUUUUGUUUAAUAUUUAAUAAGUGUAUUAAAGAAAUAAAUUAAGUAUUCAAGAAAUUAUUUUAUGUUAUAUUUAAAAAAUAUAUAAUUUAUUUUUAAUGAUCAGUUCUAUUGAAUUUAUUACUUCUGAAAAUAAAAUUUUAGAUGAA